This is a messenger RNA of Corylus avellana, 2166 nucleotides long. RefSeq names its product splicing factor U2af small subunit B. Gene Ontology annotation, biological process: mRNA splicing, via spliceosome. Gene Ontology annotation, molecular function: metal ion binding; RNA binding. Lineage: Eukaryota; Viridiplantae; Streptophyta; Magnoliopsida; Fagales; Betulaceae. The record is from RefSeq and is a predicted model, not a curated record. Gene Ontology annotation, cellular component: U2AF complex.
GGAUGAGAGUCAGAGUUGAUCUGUUCAUUGUUGAUCAGAAGAAAGUCCAAGAAGCGAAAAAAUGGCGGAGCACCUGGCGUCGAUAUUUGGGACGGAGAAGGACAGGGUGAACUGCCCGUUCUACUUCAAGAUCGGGGCGUGCAGGCACGGGGACAGGUGCUCGCGGCUGCACACGAAGCCGACGAUCAGCCCCACGCUGUGCCUCUCCAACAUGUACCAGCGGCCGGACAUGCUCACUCCCCAGGCUCAGCCCAACCCCAACCUCGACCCGACCCACAUCCAGGAGCACUUCGAAGACUUCUACCAGGACCUCUUCGACGAGCUCUCCAAGUACGGCCACAUCGAGAGCCUCAACAUCUGCGACAACCUCGCGGACCACAUGGUGGGUAAUGUGUACGUACAGUUCAGAGAGGAAGAAGACGCUGCGAAUGCGCUUCGGAAUCUGACCGGAAGGUUUUACUCAGGGCGUCCCAUCAUUGUUGACUUCUCUCCAGUCACAGAUUUUCGUGAAGCUACAUGUAGACAGUAUGAGGAAAACGUAUGCAAUCGAGGUGGCUACUGCAACUUCAUGCAUCUGAAAAAGAUAAGCAAGGAGUUGAGGAGGAAAUUGUUUGGGAGAAACCGACGAAGGCGUAGCCGCAGUCGAAGCAGGAGUCGCAGUCCUGUUAGGUUUCGUGGUUAUGAGGAUCAUUCACGUGGUGGUGGUGGUGGUGGUCGUGGUUUUGGUAGAGGUGGUGGUCGUGGUUAUGGUAGAAGGGAUGAUGACAGAGAUUUCCGCUACCAUGAUAGGGGUAGGAGGCCUAGAAGCCGCAGUCCUGGACGUAGAGCAGAGCGAAGUAGAAGCCCUGGGGGAAGGAGGAAUAGGAGUCCGGUCAGGGAAAGUAGUGCCGAAAGAAGGGCUAAGAUUGAGCAAUGGAAUAGGGAAAAGGAACAGGGGGACUCUGGUCUCAAGAAUAAUGAGGGAAACUUUGAUGAUGAUGGGAAUGGCUUUGCAGUGAACAGUGAUGAGUAUGAGGACCCUGAGCAGCAGCAGCAGCAGCAGCAUGGUCGAUACAGUAACUAGAGCAAUCGGACUUUUCUGGUGGAGUACAGGUUCUCUGUCAUGUGUUAUUGAAAUUAAAAUUCUAUUUUUAAAAUUUAUUCUCCCCCCUUCUAGGAUGAAAAGCAAAAAGAACUGAAUGGGUAAAAAAAAACAAAAAAACAAAAAAAAACUAUAGAACUACAAUUUGGUGCUGCAAUGCAUGUAUACGCUUUAAAUUUCACUUCCAAUCUUAAUCAGGUAAUUGCAUUCAUUUUCUUUCUAGUCAUGUGCUCUUUUCAUUGUUCUCAAGUUGAAUAGCAGUUUAUACAUAUUUGUGUAAUUGCAAAGUGAUUUCCCCACAGGUUUCAAAUCAUUUUUUCCCACUUGAAAAAUCAUUUGCUAUAUCAGUAUUUAUUUAUGCAAAGGAAAAACUUUUGUUGCCCAGUGUUUUAUUGUCAAAAUGAGGGAGAGCUUAUAUAAAUUGAAAUAGUUUCUGGAGCAAAGUGGAAGGCACUUUUGAAGCACUAUUUCUUUCACCCACCUGCAUACGGAUUUCUUUUGUUCUGUUUUGUUGGAACAUAUUUAACUCUUUAAAGAGAAAAUUUCAGCAGUUCAAAUCACAUGAUGUUCAGAUUUUUCUACUUUAUGGCUCAAAAUUAAGUAUGUUAUCAAUGUUGAGAUGAGAUGCUUUUUAACCCACCUAGGUUCCACAUGCCAACCAAAAACCAAACGGGGAUUGAGGUAUUGAAUCUUCGUCCACCCAAUUUUGCUGUGAAAGUUGUGAUCUUACCUACUUUAUAAGUUUUGCAGGUUCAGGUGUUCCUGCUUCCCAGGAUCGCGCCUCGAUUUUCAGGCAGCUUACUUUGAUAUUUGUAUACAGGUUGGCUGUCAUUGUCUGCGGAGCAUGUGUGUAGGAUCUGAUGUGUAUGUUGUGAAAGCUUGGCCGAAUCCCCUGGAGCUUCUCAAGGGAGAACAGAUUUAGUUAAUAUAGGACUUUAGAAGCAGCAGGGAUUUUAAUUUCAAGUUUGGAAUAUCCAUCUGGCAUAAUGGUUUGGUUGUUCGAAUAUAUUGUUGAACUCUUCUACUUGACACUAUGUUGUUAACCAUAAGUAUUAGUUUGCCAAUUUGAGUUUUCUGUUAAAUUU